ACACUGUCACCUGUGUAGCUUGAAUACAUGCAUUUAAUGAUAAACCAUUCGUGUAUAAUAUGUGUUCGCAAUUAGUUAGUCAUGUCAGUGACGAAAGUUUUCCUUUUGACUCAUGAAUUUUAAGAGGUGUUUCGAGUGUGGAAUGGAGGUCAAUAUUCUCUUUACUCCGUUUGUUCAACUCUAAUUCACAUAACUAAUCCGUUCUUACGUACGGUUGAUCUUGCAUUUUAGAGAUUUUUUGGGAUUUACAUUGGUGGUGUGCGACCGAGAAGACGCAAGUCAUGAUGUGAUUUUGGGUCCGUAGAUGUUUUGGUUCGUUGGUGUCGUGGUGGCUGAUGGCAGCACAGUUUGCUCCUUUCUAACCUUGUGGUGGCUCUUUAUGUAGCAAGAAAAGAACAAAAAUCUUAAUAAAUGAAAAAAAUGAAUAAUAAAAAUUGUCACGUCUUUUAAUGCUAUUUUGUCACAUAUUUUAGUAUUUUAUAAAAUGAUCGCUUAUUGAUAUUAGUUAAGAUAGACAUUUAGCUAUUUAAAUGCUAUGGACCAAAUUAAACAAUUUUAAUAGAAGAAUGAACCACUUUGAAAAUUGAGAAAAACUUGAGGACCAUCUUAAACAAAUAUAAAAACUAAAAUAGAUAUUAAGUCUUAUUUUAUUUUUUUCUUAUAUACUAAAGCAAUUCGUUGCUGCCAGGAAAAGAAGGUUUAAUAUGGGACUGAAAGCUGGUCCAAUUACAAGUUAAGAAGCUUUGGUAGAGUGAGGGAUGAAAUACAAAGAAUUAAGGCUUGUAAGAUAUCAGCGGUUAUAGAGAAGUUUUAGCUAAAGUGGCAAAAAGUUCAGCCAAAUGCUCCAUUCACCACCAUUUGUUACAUCUCUUCAGCAUUCCCAGAAUCUUCCGUACAAGGUUUUUCAGCACUUCAUCUUCUAUGUUAGAUCUCUGCACCAAGCCCCAGCACCUUCAACAACUCCAUGCCAGGUUCUUCCUCCAUGGCCUCCACCAAAACCAAUCUCUUUCCUCCAAACUCAUGGACUGCUACUCCAAAUUUGGACUCCUGGACUUAAUGCAGAAGCUUUUUUACUCCAUUCAAAACCCAGAUUCUGUUCUCUACAGAGCAAUCUCAAGAAACUUGUAUCAGUCUGGUGAAUAUGACAAGACCCUCUUUUUGUACAAAGCGAUGGUUGGGAAGUCCAUGUACCCAGAUGAAGAAAGUUGCUCUUUUGUUUUGAGAUCUUGCUUUUGUUUGUCUCAUGAACAAGGGAAGAUAGUUCAUGGGCAGAUAGUAAGGCUGGGUUUGGAUGCAUUUGACUCGGUGGGAAGAACUUUGGUAGAGUUGUAUGACAUGAAUGGUUUUUUAAAUGUGGAUGAAGCUGCUGAAGGAAAAUAUGUAAUGGAAUUGAAUUAUUGGAAUAACUUGAUUUCAGAGGCAUCUGAAAAUGGGAAAAUGGAGGAAAGCUUUAAAUUUUUGUGUAGGAUGAGAAAGGAGAAUAUCCAACCUAAUUCAAGUACUGUGAUUGGCUUGUUAAGGUCCACUGUUAAGUUGAACUCUCUGAAGACAGGACAAGCCCUACACUCCUUUGUUGUUGUGAGCAACCUCUGUGAAGAACUAGCUGUAAAUACUGCACUGUUGUCAAUGUAUGCAAAGUUGGGUAGUCUAGAAGAUGCAAGAAUGCUGUUUGAGAAAAUGCCUGACAAGGACCUUGUAGUCUGGAACAUAAUGAUUUCAGCAUAUGCACGGAAUGGAUUCCCCAAGGAAUCCUUAGAACUUGUAUAUUGUAUGGUUAGAUCAGGUUUUAGACCUGACUUGUUCACGGCAAUUCCUGCCAUUUCUUCUAUCACACAGUUAAAGUAUAAUGGAUGGGGAAAGCAAAUGCACGCUCAUGUGAUAAGAAAUGGUUCAGAUUAUCAGGUUUCCAUUCACAAUUCUCUGAUCGACAUGUAUUCUGCAUGUGAUGACUUAAAUUUGGCACAGAAGAUUUUUGGCUUCAUAAUGAACAAGACUGUGGUUUCAUGGGGUGCAAUGAUAAAAGGAUAUACAAUGCAUGAUCAGCCUCUCGAGGCUCUGUCUCUAUUCUUGAAAAUGAAGUUGAGUGGUACUAGAAUUGACUUCAUUAUAGUCAUUAACAUCUUGCCAGCCUUUGCAAAGAUAGGGGCAUUGCAUUGUGUAAGUUAUUUACACGGUUACUCUUUGAAAAUCAGUCUUGAUUCACUCAAAUCCCUUAAGACAUCCUUUCUUAGUAGCUAUGCAAAAUGUGGUUGCAUAGAAAUGGCCAGAAAGCUUUUUGAUGAAGAGAAAAGUAUCCAUAGAGAUAUAAUUGCGUGGAACUCAAUGAUCAGUGCGUAUUCUAAACACGGAGAGUGGUUUAGAUGUUUUCAAUUGUACAGCCAAAUGAAACUAUCGAACAUUGUACCGGACCAAGUAACAUUUCUUGGGCUGCUCACAGCUUGUGUUAAUUCAGGCCUUGUUAGCAAAGGCAAAGAGAUUUUCAAGGAAAUGGUGGAAAUAUAUGGUUGCCAACCUUGUCAGGAACACCAUACUUGUAUGGUUGAUCUACUCGGACGUGCUGGCCAAAUCCAUGAAGCCAAUGAAAUAAUAAAAGCUAUUCCACUGGAGUCAGAUGCAAGGGUUUAUGGCCCCUUGUUGAGUGCCUGUAAGAUGCACUCAGAGACCCGUUUAGCAGAACUUGCUGCUCAGAAGCUUAUAAAUAUGGAACCUAAAAAUGCUGGAAACUAUGUAUUGCUCUCCAAUAUAUAUGCUGCAGCAGGAAAGUGGGACAAAGUUGCUAAAAUGAGGAGUAUUCUUAGAGAUAGAGGACUAAAGAAAACACCAGGUUGUAGCUGGCUUGAAUUAAAUGGACAAGUGCACGAGUUUCGUGUUGCAGAUAAAUCUCAUCAAAGAUGGGAGGAUAUAUACUCAAUCUUAAAUGUACUAGAGUUGGAAGCAGGGGAUAUGGAGAAUGAUCUUAAACUUUUUGACCCUUCUGUCAUUAAGGGGUGUGAAUUGCACAUGAAUCAACAUAACCUAAGACAUAACACGAUAAGUUAAGAUAAUCUAGAUGUCAUGUAAGCUCCACUUUUACCUUGGAGUUGAAGAUUAUAAAUUACAAAAUUUUACUCAUCAGAGAUCUGCUCCACCUGAAAAAAGGGUCAUAAAUGUGUAUUGGUCAUUCCUUUUCAUUUGUUAGGCUGUUUUAUGGCUUUGGAUAAUUUUUUUAAGUGGUAUUUAUAGUAUCAUAAAUGAAAAGAGAAGAUAGUUAUGCACAUUCUGUCAUUUAUUUAUUGUAACUAUAAAGGCAAAGGCGGGUUUUUACGUAUUAGAGGCAUUUUUAUUAACUUGUUG
Messenger RNA from Vigna angularis (adzuki bean), 3333 nucleotides. RefSeq names its product pentatricopeptide repeat-containing protein At1g11290, chloroplastic. Gene Ontology annotation, biological process: RNA modification. The record is from RefSeq and is a predicted model, not a curated record. Gene Ontology annotation, molecular function: RNA binding; protein binding. Lineage: Eukaryota; Viridiplantae; Streptophyta; Magnoliopsida; Fabales; Fabaceae. The transcript is spliced from 3 exons. The coding region runs from base 922 to 3039 and encodes 705 amino acids.